Molecule: messenger RNA, 627 nt
Organism: Plectropomus leopardus (leopard coralgrouper)
Lineage: Eukaryota; Metazoa; Chordata; Actinopteri; Perciformes; Serranidae
Source: RefSeq, a predicted model, not a curated record
AACACAGUGCUGCUGCUGUCUGCAUGUAUAUCUGAACCUCUGUCUCUGCGCAGUGCCUCUCCCAGGUCUUAGUGAGAGAAGUUGACUCCACCACCUCCUCACUUGUUCUUCCUCCAGCUCACAGUGAGUCUGUAUGGGUGGAGUGCUUUGAGGUCGUGAUCAGCCCCAGAGGCCGCGCAUCCAACAGCCCCCGCCUUCCCCGUCCCCACCCCGCAAACAUCCACAGCCAUCAUGGGGGAGGUAGUCCAAAUGCACUUCACCACGGUGGACUACGUCAUCUUUGCCUUGCUGUUGGUGGCCUCAGCUGGCAUCGGCCUCUUCUACGCCUUCUCCGGUGGGCGCCAGCGCACAACACAGGAGUUCCUGAUGGCUGACCGCUCCAUGAGCUGCCUGCCCGUGUCUCUGUCCCUGCUGGCCACUUUCCAGUCGGCCGUGGCCAUCCUGGGUGCUCCGUCUGAGAUUUACACUUUCGGGACCCAGUACUGGUUCCUGGGCUGCUCCUACUUCUUGGGCCUGCUCAUCCCGGCUCAUGUUUUCAUACCGGUCUUCUACCGACUGCGGCUGUCCAGCGCCUAUGAGGUACACGCAAGGAAAGAAUGAAUGCUGCGUUCAUGUGAUGUCGGGAGG